This is a messenger RNA of Brassica rapa (field mustard), 1794 nucleotides long. Its product is annotated as elongation factor 1-alpha 1. The record is from RefSeq and is a predicted model, not a curated record. NCBI's taxonomy places the organism in Eukaryota, Viridiplantae, Streptophyta, Magnoliopsida, Brassicales, Brassicaceae. Gene Ontology annotation, molecular function: GTPase activity; translation elongation factor activity; GTP binding. Gene Ontology annotation, biological process: translational elongation.
AACGUAUCCGGCUGCACGGGGCUAUGCCCCUAGUAUUUUAUAAUAUACAUUUUGCCAACAGAAAGCCAAAAUAGAAAGGGCAAAUUAGUAAUACUAGGACCACGAUGCAAAUGCGAAAGCCCUAGAGCUCGCAGCUAUAAAUUACAAUGACUUAGGGUGCGUCCUCAUUUACUUGUCUCACUCAUCAGUUUCGUAGCCGCAUCUCUCACAUUCUAACUCGCAGCUAUGGGUAAAGAGAAGUUUCACAUCAACAUUGUGGUCAUCGGCCAUGUCGACUCUGGAAAAUCGACCACCACUGGUCACUUGAUCUACAAGCUCGGUGGUAUUGACAAGCGUGUCAUCGAGAGGUUCGAGAAGGAGGCUGCUGAGAUGAACAAGAGGUCCUUCAAGUACGCCUGGGUCUUAGACAAACUUAAGGCCGAGCGUGAGCGUGGUAUCACCAUUGAUAUCGCUCUCUGGAAGUUCGAGACCACCAAGUACUACUGCACGGUCAUUGACGCUCCUGGACAUCGUGAUUUCAUCAAGAACAUGAUUACUGGUACCUCCCAGGCUGAUUGUGCUGUUUUGAUCAUUGACUCCACCACUGGUGGUUUUGAGGCUGGUAUCUCCAAGGAUGGUCAGACCCGUGAGCAUGCUCUUCUUGCUUUCACCCUUGGUGUCAAGCAGAUGAUUUGCUGCUGUAACAAGAUGGAUGCUACUACCCCUAAGUACUCCAAGGCUAGGUACGAUGAGAUCAUCAAGGAGGUGUCUUCCUACUUGAAGAAGGUUGGGUACAACCCUGACAAAAUCCCAUUCGUUCCAAUCUCUGGGUUCGAGGGUGACAACAUGAUUGAGAGGUCCACCAACCUUGACUGGUACAAGGGACCAACUCUCCUUGAGGCUCUUGACCAGAUCAACGAGCCAAAGAGGCCCUCAGACAAGCCCCUCCGUCUCCCACUUCAGGAUGUCUACAAGAUCGGUGGUAUUGGAACGGUGCCAGUGGGACGUGUUGAGACCGGUAUGCUCAAGCCCGGUAUGGUUGUGACCUUCGCUCCUUCAGGGUUGACCACUGAGGUUAAGUCCGUUGAGAUGCACCACGAGUCUCUUGUGGAGGCGCUUCCAGGUGACAACGUUGGGUUCAAUGUUAAGAAUGUUGCUGUCAAGGAUCUUAAGAGAGGGUAUGUUGCAUCCAACUCCAAGGAUGACCCUGCCAAGGGUGCUGCCAACUUCACCUCCCAGGUCAUCAUCAUGAACCACCCUGGUCAGAUCGGUAACGGAUACGCCCCGGUUCUUGAUUGUCACACAUCCCACAUUGCAGUCAAGUUCUCUGAGAUCCUCACCAAGAUUGACAGGCGAUCUGGAAAGGAGAUUGAGAAGGAGCCCAAGUUCUUGAAGAAUGGUGAUGCUGGUAUGGUUAAGAUGACUCCAACCAAGCCCAUGGUUGUUGAGACUUUCUCUGAGUACCCACCAUUGGGUCGUUUCGCUGUUAGGGACAUGAGGCAGACGGUGGCUGUUGGUGUUAUCAAGAGCGUUGACAAGAAGGACCCAACCGGUGCUAAGGUCACCAAGGCUGCAGUCAAGAAGGGAGCCAAAUGAUGAGUGACCUCUCAGUCUUUGGUUUUUCUUUGCAUUACAAAAACUUUGAUGGCGUUUGAGCCUUUUCCUUAUUUUCUGCGACUUUUUUCUACCUUGUUUUUGGAUCUCUGAGACUAUUGUGGUUUUCAAUUAUGCAGCUUCUGGAUAAUUUUGCCUAAAUGCUUUAUGCUCUCGAGUGUUCGUUAAGUUGCUUUUCUUUUGUUUAAGAUCUGAAUUGAU